ACUGCCAUAUACGUGUAAAGACACACAAAAAAAAUACACAAUAAGGAAGUGGUGAGAAGCGGAAGUGCAGUCAUCACCCACAACAACACGGACAAAAUACAGACACGGCAACAUCAGCGGAUCCUGCUGCCAUGAAUAAUAAAGGCCAAUACCCAACUCCCCCAGCCUAUCCAACCCAGCCACCCAAUCCUCAGUCUGUGUACCCACCAAACAUGCAUCUUCCUCAAGCUCCUCCUUAUACAGACGCUCCUCCAGCUUAUUCCGAGCUUUACCGUCCAGGGUAUGUUCACCCCCCUGGUGCCAACAUGGCUCCUCUCUCUGCGCCCUACCCAGGCACCUCUAUGUACCUGCCCAUGGCUCAGCCAAUGCAAGUUGCCCCCAUGACUUCCUCAGUUCCUAUGGCGUAUUAUCCAGUUGGACCUGUGUAUCCGCCUAACUCCACAGUCAUCGUUGAAGGAGGUUUUGAUCCCGGCGCUAGAUUUGGACAUGGCAGCAAUCCAAAUGUGCCACCACCUCCUCCUGGGUGCCCACCUAACGCAGCUCAGUUGGCCGCUAUGCAAGGUGCUAAUCUUGUGGUCACACAGAGAAAAGGAAAUUUCUUUAUGGGCGGCUCUGAUGGAGGCUACAGUAUGUGGUGAAGUUGAAUGAAGAGGCACAGAAUGGGUUGCAUAAAGGAAAAAAAAAUAAAAAAUGGGCUAACUCCUUCUGUAUGCGGAAUGGUAUCUGACAGCGUGAGCACUUCCCACAAACUUCUGCUAUAUUAUAUUAACCCAGAAUCGCUGUUAGGCACAUUAGUGGGACGUCUUCCCGAUGCUCAAUCUUUAAAUACUCCUAAUAUGGAAAAAGAGAGGUCAUUUAAAAAAGUAAAAAAAAUUUAAAAAACUUACAAAAAAACAGGUUUGCAACCCCCAUAUCACCCCUUACCUACUCCCUGCACAUCUUCACACUUAAUUAUGCAUAAACAUUACAGGCUUAUUUCAGGAUACCUUGAUGUCUUUCGAGGGGGAUAAUGGAAUUACAUCUCGAGGGCCCUUUUUGAGGUAUAAGAAGGAUUGGUUUUUCAUGCUUUAAAAUCUGUCUUGGGACAGUUUUGGGUAAUGGUAAACUUUAAUUCUAAAGAUAAAAGUUAAUUGGACAUAUAUCAAAUGAGCAUAUACUGCUGGCAUUUCUUUCCUAUGUGAAUCGCAGUUAUCUAUUUUGUCCCCCCUCCCCCGAUUACCAGAUUUCAAGUAGAUUGUAUCUGUUUUAAGGGUGCUUAAACAAAAGCAAUCCACCACGUUAUGCAAAUAUAUGAAGGGUCAUUUUGGUUAUUAGAAUGAUAUCAGCAAAAAGUUGUACCUGCUGAAGAAACUCUAUGACAUCACUACGCGACAGAGAUGUAGAGAAAGCACUUGUGCGCACACAGCAGGAAGGGUGUUUUUUGUUUUUGUUUUUUUUUAGCACAUUUACACAAAUUAUAUAUAUUUUUUUGAUGUUGCAUACACCUAUAACCAAUACAUGCACAUAACUAAAUAUUGUAAAAGUUUCGGAUAACAGUGACAAUGUUUUAAAAAAUAAAAUAAAAACUUGGAAGCAAUAUUUCUUAGCUGUAGGGAGAAAAGUACAAAUGAUGUGUAUCUGUCAUGGAUAUGUUGCCAGAUUUUGUUCAUAGGUAUGAGUGUGCAAAUCAUCACACGUUCUGCAAAUUCUACCUGUCUCUCCUGACAUCUCUGUUUGGCCAGUCUGUUUCGAUGCUUUUAACGCUCUCAGGAAAAGAAAACGCCAGGUUCUUAGCUUGAUUUUAUAUUGUGCUUAAUUGGGUCUUUCAGGGGGCCGAUAAGAACACGUACAUUAUAAUUUAAAGACCAAAAUAAAUAGACCUCCAUUUUUUUUUUAUUAUUCAUACAUGUUGUUGAAUGCCUUGGCAGCCCCGUUGGCAUUGGCUGCUGCAAGCUGCAUUUUCUGCCUGUAACUAAGUAGUGAGCACCUCGCUUUUUGGCCGUGGGACUACUGAGCAUUGUAGUCUAUUGGUAAUCAGUUCUCGAGGAAUAUUAAAGGAUGAGAAGUAUUUAAUGCUCGCGUUUCUCGGAGGAAUCUCAAGCAUGCUAGCUGAAUGAACAUCUAAUUGAUGUCUGGCACCAAGUCAUUUGUAGGCAGAGUUAGUUUCUAAAUUCUUACUUUUUGAGAAAAAUUGAAGGCUUGUUUCAUUUUUUGCUUAAUAUGAAAAAUAAAAUUGAUAUAUUACAUUAACGCUUUCCUCUUUCACUGUCUGUCCACUGUGGAAGUUACCAGAUCAGUAGGACACGCUACAGAUUCUCGUAGACGCAGGAGAAUAAAAAAAAACAUGGGGAAGCUGUAUAUGUCAUCAAUAUAUUUGACCUAGUUGUAUUGAGAGAUUUAUUCUUAUCAGUAAGUAGCACACUGUAAGAUUCUGGUUUUCGAAUUGUUUUUACAACAAAAACCUGUUCUAAGAUUAUGUCUAACAGGAGAAAACAUUCUGUAUUUGUUUGCAUUAAAAGUCCUAAAAUU
This is a messenger RNA of Spea bombifrons (plains spadefoot toad), 2508 nucleotides long. RefSeq names its product DAZ associated protein 2 (gene DAZAP2). The transcript has 4 exons. The record is from RefSeq and is a predicted model, not a curated record. NCBI's taxonomy places the organism in Eukaryota, Metazoa, Chordata, Amphibia, Anura, Pelobatidae. Bases 132 to 638 code for a protein of 168 amino acids.